GACGUUGCGGCGGUACGGGUGCUGCCGGGCGGACGCGUGGGCGCCGGUCGAGCAGGACGCUGCUGCUGUGCUGAUGGAGGGCCUUCGGGUGGUGGGGGAGGAGCGGCGCGCCGGGCUGCAGGGGUUCAGUGCACGGGGCAUGUGCAGGGCGGUGGACGGCGACACGUGGCUGUGGGGAGACGAGUUGCCGGACUAUGACGGCCUCCUCGCGACCGUGGUCGAGCGGGAGGCGCGCGGAGAUCAGGGUCGGCGACGUUUGCUGCUGUCCGUGGCGCAGAGGCUUCUGGACAACGUGCGCGUGAGGGAGCUCAGCGGGUCGGAGCGCGUCGACGCGGAGGCUCUCCUUGUGCGCCUGGGUGUUGCGCGGGCGGCCGUCGGCCGCGAUGGGGGCUUUGGGCGGGUGGACGGCGUGCUGUGCGAGGGCGCCCUUCGCGAUGCUGCGCGCGAGGUUGCGGGGGGGUGCGAUGAACGGGGGGUUCAGCUGGGCGAGCUGGCGACGGGGAUGCUUCGGCGGCAGGACGUGUUGGGGUACUGGGACGGCAGGGUGGAGGACGCCCUCUCGCCGGAGAUGCGGCCUCUGCACAUGUCCGCGGUGAAGGAGGCUCUGGGAGCAUUGAUUCCGGCCGCGCUUCACGGGAGUCUGGAUCGGUUCGUGGCGGCCCAGAAGGACGUUGCGGUGUUGGGGGGGGGGGCGAGCUACUUGCUCAUGGACCGCUACAGGGUGAACGUGCGGUCGGAGGAUGCUUUGCGCCGCGGCCGGUUCACGGAGGACGUCCUGGAGUUUUUCCUGAAGGUGUUGCAGCGGAUCUGCGGCGUCCUGGCGCUGCCCGUCGCGGUGGCGAGCAAGACGGUCGGUCUGCAUGCCGGGCGGGCGGAGUCCGCGGAGCAGUUCAGGAAGAUCAUGGGUGGCUGGAAGAAGGUGUGGAAUCGAGCGGAUGUGGCGGGGAAGAAGGAGCUGGUGUUGCCUGUCGCGGUGGACGAGAAGGGGCGCGACUGGUUCUGCGUGUCCGUGAGGUCUGCGUCAGAGGGAGAAGUUCUGGGGCGCGCAGAGCGCUUGGUCGUCCGCGUGUACGAUGAAAUGCGACGGCAGGGUGCCGCGCGUCGAGUGGCCUUGAACUUGGACGCGUUGGUGCGCGGACCCGCCUCGGCGGUGGCGGGCCAGGCGGGGCCGGAGACGAUCGUGGAGGAGGGGGUUCCCGAGUGCCGGGUGUCGCAGCAGCGCUGCCUCUGCGCGUUCGGGGUCUUGCUCUCUCUGGUGUCCAGGGCUGCCGGGGAGAGAGGCUUGGACAUGGCGUCGAAGACGUUCGUGCCAGACGCGGGCCAGGCGGUGGCGGCAGUCUUCGCGGGCUUUCGGACGCGUCUGCGGCAGGAGGGCGCUUCGGAUGUUUCUGUUCUGUUGGUUGAGGUGGACGCGUGCAGGGCGGUGCUGCGGUCGCUGGGCCACGCGCCGUCGCUGGUGCGCAGGGGCGGCGAGGCCGAGGGGGAGGGCGCGGAAGCAGCGGCCGGCAGCGUCUCCGGGGGGCGGACUUCUGCUCUGGAGCGGGGCCGCGGCGACGGGGCGACCGCGGGGGUGCGGCUGCGCGUGGGCACGUGGAACGUUGCCGGCGGGUCUUGGUCGGCGCAGGAGUGCGAGGGGGCGGGCGCGAUGGGCGAGCUGCUCGACCAGUACCAGUUCUUGGGCGCCACGCCGGCAGCGGCGACGCGGGGGUACGUCCACUUGUACGUUCGCAGGGGCAUGGAGGCGGAGCGGCUGUUGUGUGAGGCUUCCUCGGCUGCUGGCGUGGCUGCGCGCGUCAGGGUGGCGCCGGGCCGAGGCGGUGCCGCGGCGGACGAGGUCUGCGUCUUGGCAGUGCAUUUGCCUGCCGGGGACAGGGCGGCGCAGCGCGCUGCCGCGCUGGGAGAGGCGCUGCGGUCGCUGGACGAGAGCGGGGCGGAGCGUGCCAGGGUCUUGGUCGUGGGCGACUGGAACGUGCGGGACGAGGAGGUCGCAGCGCUGUGCGAGGCUGAGGGCAUGUGCGAUGCCACGUGCGCUAGGAAGACCUGGGGCGUGAGGUGGAACAGGUUUUUCGCAGAUCAGCAGUACAGCGGCCCCGGGUUUCGUUUUGACCGCGCGAUGUUCGGGGAGAAGUUGUUUGCCCGGGCGCAUGUGAUGGCGCGAGGGCCUGUCGUGUUCGAAGGCGUGCAGUUUUGCGCGUCCGACCACUUCGGGUUGAUGGUGUACGUGGACGUGGCAGACGUCUUUGCGCUGCGAGGCAGGGGGCGCGCGGAGGCAGCCCGGGUGCGGCGCGGGGAGGUGUGUAGGGUCUGUGAGGUCGGCGGGGAGCGAGAGGCGCAGGAGGUCCGGGAUCGCCGGCAGGCUGCCAGGGAUCAGCAGGGGCUCGACAGGGAGAGGGCCGCGGAGAGGGACCGCGAGGCGUUUGCGAGGGGCCAGCAGAGGGCGGCUCGCGAGAGGGCACGCCGGAGGCAGGCGUUGCACGAUGCGGCUUUCGGCAGGGAGUCGCUGUUCGAUCAGGACUUCGUCGUCGAGGCGGAGGGGCUGGGCGAGGGUGUUCAGAUCUCCGCGCCGUCUGCCAUUGUCGUGCCGGGCGCUGAGGAGUGGCAAGACGGUGGAUGGGGAGAGGUCGCCGGCGUACCCGUGGUGGGCAUGGGGAAUUUGGGGAACACGUGCUACGUCAACGGCGUGCUGCAGCUGCUCCUGCGGGUGUCGUCCGUGCACGAGGUCCUUUCGAGACAUGGGCGAGACCGGUGCCCCAGGGCGUUGCUUGGAGAGGAUUGUGUCGUGUGCUUGUUGCGGGAGACGCUGGGGCAGGUCAUGGCGGCGUCGCGCCGCGCAGGGGUGCGGAAGCCGAGGCUCGCGCAGGAGAGGGCGGCGGUGGACGAGCGGUACGGCGAUGACCAGCAGUGGGACGCCAGCGAGUUCUUUGGGCAUUGGUUCCACAGAGCUCGUCAGGUGGAGCUGGAUGCCGGUCGGUGCGUGCCGUGGGGCGAUGGAUGGCUACAUGGGCAGGACGGCUUCCAGGUUACGCACUGGGAUCGCCUGUUCAGGUACGGGUCGGCCGAGAUGGUGCGCGUGGUCCCGCCCGAGGACAGGAGGGUGUCGUUGACGACCUCCGAGCUGUAUCUGCGCGCGUGCGGGCCCGAGGUGCAGGAGGAGGCGGAUCGCCUCGAGUGCCCGAGGUGUGAGUCCCGGCAGGUGCACGUGCUGCAAUGGCGGGUGCGCGAGCCGCCGACGGUGCUCUUCGCGCGGGUGAUGCGCCCCGUGGCGGCGGGGGGCCAGGGCGCGUUGCUGCGCCGGCGCGUGGACGUGGAGGAGGAGAUCCAGCUGCCGGGGUUUCCGCGCAUGGUGCUGGCGGGGGUGCUUUUUCACAACGGGGCCACGGUGCGUUCUGGGCACUACACGUCCAUGUGCCGCGGGCCGGGCGGUAUGUUUUGGAUGUACGAUGACGCGAAGGUUCAGGCGGUGCAGGGCGGGGUGGGGGAGCAGAAGCCGGCGCAG
Prorocentrum cordatum is the source of this 3496-nucleotide messenger RNA. NCBI's taxonomy places the organism in Eukaryota, Dinophyceae, Prorocentrales, Prorocentraceae. The record is from the annotation of a GenBank genome assembly.